Messenger RNA from Lottia gigantea (owl limpet), 798 nucleotides. RefSeq lists its product as hypothetical. Lineage: Eukaryota; Metazoa; Mollusca; Gastropoda; Lottiidae. Bases 1 to 798 code for a protein of 265 amino acids. The transcript is spliced from 2 exons. Gene Ontology annotation, molecular function: protein binding. The record is from RefSeq and is a predicted model, not a curated record.
AUGGAAGUUCAAAGGUUAUUGAUAUUAAGCCUGUUAUUGAUUGUAUCAUGUGCGCUAGAACAUACCGAGAGUGGUCUCAUAAAGUGCAGAGAAGGCGAAUUUUAUGUUACUAAAGAAGACUUAUGUCAAAAGUGCUCGACAUGCAACGUCAAUGAAAUUAUCAGAAAACCUUGCAGUUCUCACAAAGAUACUCAGUGUGGCCCUUUUAAGGAAUUUGAAUUCAUGCAGUCCUCAGAAGAUGAACAAGUUCAUGUUAAAAAGAACAAGACACACCAACAUCAUAAGAAGCAUCAUCACGACAGUAGCAUCAGCAGUACCACUCACGCCUCUCCUACUAGUAACAACAGAAUCUUAGACUUUACUUCAGUUAGUUCUAGUGAAGAACAGUGGAGAACCCUAGCUAUGGGGUUAAUUGGAGUUUUAUGUGUUGUGUCAGUAUUUUUGGCAUUUUUUGUUUUUGCUGUUUGCUACAUCAAGUACAAGAGACCUAUCGUGGAAAAAGAUAUAGUUUAUGAUCCAGAAUAUUUAUCCACACCAGCACCAUCCGAAACUUACAUACAAGUCAAACCGAUUUUCUCAUCACGUGACCCAUUAAAGAACUGUCACUCUGGAUAUGAUUCAGGCAGUGACGAUGGCUACCCCUGUACAGUUCAAGUUGCUUCUGCUACACGAUUGAUACCACCAAUGUAUAUUCCACCAGUGGGAGAUGAAUACGACGCCGACCACAGUGGUUCCUCAACUCUCAAAUCAGAUUACGUUUAUUUCAACUGUCCACAAAAUGGCAACCAAAAUCCUUGA